AUGCAGCAUUGCACCGUCAGCGCGCCCGUGCACUCCUGCAGCCCUGCCAGCCUCGCCGCCAGCGCCAAGUACGCCGCCGUCGAGCUCCUCAACAAGCAGCGACUAUACUUCGUCGUCGAGGUGAAGUCGAGAGCAAAGGAACUGUACAAGCAGACAUGCGCUCACCUGUCCUCUCAGGGAAUGCUGGACACAGAACUUUUCGGAUUGGCUAUCGUUGUUGAUGGCGAGUUCCUGUUCGUGGACCCGGACAGCAAGCUGUCCAAGUACGCGCCCAAACACUGGAAGUCUUCACAUGGACACGGUUUGGACGGCAAUGGAAGACCCUCCCUCGUGUUGUACUUCAGAGUCCAGUUCUACGUGGACAGUCCAUUGUUGCUCAGGGAUGAGGAGACUCGUCACCAUUACUACCUGCAGCUGCGCCACAAUGUGGUGUCCCGCGGCCUGCUGCAUGCCUGCGCCAGUGAGGAGCUGCUCUACCUGCUGGCGGGGCUCGCCCUGCAGGCGGACCUCGGCGAUUACAACCCACAGCAGCACACGGGCGCCUACUUCGGCGCAGCAGAAUACUUCCCGAAGCAGAUGGUGGAGAAUUCGGAGCAGCAACUCGUGCAAACAGUUCCCACUCUACAUCGCGACAACCGUGGAAUGGGACGAGCACGGGCGGAGUUGCUGUACAUUCGUGAGGCCUCCUCGACAGAGGUCUCACCACUUACACACAAUUCGCACCUCUACCGCCUUCGAUAUAAGAAGAAUGAGCAGGGCCCUGGCACUGUCUGGCUUGCCAUUACAGCCAAAGGCAUUCAGAUUUAUGAGGAAAUCUCUGCAAAGACAUUGACGGCAACAUUCUUGUGGAAUAAUAUAGGAAAACUGUGUUUUGAUCGUAAAAAAUUCGAAAUCCGAGCUCUAAACUGGCCAACAUCUGGAGAAAAGUUUACAUAUUACACCAGCAGUGAUGAGAAGAGUAAACACUUGCUGUUCCUAUGCCGUACAACACAUCAAUUUAGUAUGGCAAUACAACCACGGCUGUCAGAGGUGCGGCGGAAAGAAGAAGAAGAACGCAAGAGAUUUCGUGACUGGGUGAGUGCGGGUACGUGCAAAGCAGAUCAACGCACCUCUGUCAUCAGCAAUACCUCCUCCAACACAACAUCAGGAAUUGUGUCAGAUCGUGUACAUAGUCUUGAUGAAAGUGAAGAUGAGUUGGAGGGUGAAAUCAUGAUCACGUCACCCCCUGCUCCUCUUCUGACUCCUACUGCACCACCUUCUGUUGAGUCGCUUGCUCUGGCGCACCUCCGGGAUGACGACUCUGAUGCUCCGCCUUCACCUCCACCAAGAGGGAGCUCAGAGGAGACGGACCAUACUGGCAUGGCUUCUGGUCUGACGCGCAGUCAUCAGAAGACAUCUCCCAACAGUAGUGGAGGAGGAGGAGGUGCUGCAACCCCUGCCACAACAGAUGGCAGUCAGUGUUCGAGUUCCUGUUCCACUGUUGUGGUUGCGGGACCAGCACCUCCUGCCAGACCUCGCCGUGCAUCGACCUCAUCAAGCCUGGAGCUCGGUUUCUCACAUACGGCACAGAAUUCGGCAGUCUCAGAACCUGCAACCUCAGUGGGUGGUGUGCUACCAGCACCCAGCACAUUGACAGCUGGGACAACGACUGUUGCUUUGGACUAUUCGGUGAGGAGUGCUCACACCAGCAGUGGUGUUUACACUCUGACAACAAGUGCAGGGAGUCGUCCGGGCACACCUGACUCGUGUGUGAGUGCAGCUUCUUUCCGAGGUGAUGGUAGUGAUCCUCCUGCUGCCCCACCUCGAUCUCCUCUGAGUGCUGCCGAGUUGUCGCACCUCAUCAUGUCCGGCAGACCUGCACUGGAUGAUCCUCCCACUGUUGAUGCCAGUGAAUCAUUCACGGUCCUGGAGACACCUGAAGUGCCACCUCCUGUGCCUCCUCUUCCUCCCCCUGAUCCAGCACCACCUCCUCUUCCCCUUCCGGCAGAGCCAGUGCCCAGCUUGACGGGCAGCGGGGAAGUAGCAGCGCGGCUUGUGACAACCCGGCCACACAUCUCAGUGCUGACAGCACAUGCCAGUGUAGCACCACCUGCUGCUGCUCCCAGCUAUGCUGCUCCAACACACACUACUAGCUGUCACCGCAUUAUGGAUAAAAUGAAGGUGCAAGCAGCUCAGCAGUUUCAAGUUCAUCUUCAUCAACAGCAGCAGCAACAGCAACAAAUUGUCCCAGUUCAAUUAACUGUUGGACGGAACAAUUAUUUGGAUGUACGUGCCUCUCGUGCCAAUGCAAAUGCUGGUUUAAUACAUGCUUCACUUUCAAGAUCAACUCUUGCACUCUCUGGCUGUGCAUCAUCACCUUCACCAGGUUCAUCUUUUUCUGCCACUGGAAGUGCUGCAUUGCUCAGGUCUACAGUUGCAACUGCUGCAACAUCCCCUGGUUCCUCUUAUUCUGGUGGUAGCUCAAGCCGUUGUCAGUACACCACAGGACUGGCAGGCUUGCCACUUGGUCAGGAACACCGAGGCUUCAGUAUGGGAGGUCGUAUUGGUUACUUGGGAGGCUCAACUGGGGCUUUGCACCGAGCUGCUGCUGCAACAGGAUUGUCAUUCUCGGCUACCGGAUCAGCAGGCAGCUGUGGUCGUUUGCCACCUCCGCCUCCUCACCUCCACGCUCGACGUUUUUCUCCACCACCACCGCCAUUACACCCCCGACAGCCACCACCACCACCACCUCCUUCAUCUUCUAGCCUUGCAACUGUAUAUACAUCACAGGUAACACGGGGUCAGAUUGAACAGUUCCGUCAACAGAUGUUUUCAGAUGUGGAUUAUGUAAUAUAUCCAAUGUGUGAUCCAGCCCUGAGUCGACAAGAGUAUGCUGACGCUAAGGCAGCGAGUACACUCUCGUUGUUAUCACUCUCUUCCACCUCUGCAUCUGCUUCUUGCCAGGCUGUAGCUGCACCUCCACCUCCAUAUGCCUGGGGCAGUGGCCUCCCAGGUUCUGGCCAAGGUUUACGCCGCGGCUUUCCUGCAUAUUCUUGCUCAACGGAGAGUCUGCUGGGCCCACCAACACUGUCACGUCCACUCCAUCAUCAGAGUGCAGCUCGGUACCAGUAUGCCCCAUCUUCACAUCGUGCCCUCGGUGGAGAUAUAUUGCGAGGGGCACGCUCCCAUGAAGAUCUGUUGGGAUGCUCAACAGGCAUUUCAGCAAUAUGUGCACCUCAUACGUAUGACAGGCCAGUGCCUGCACCACCACCCGUAACCCACAGUUAUCGUCGACUCCCACCUCCACCGCCGCCUCCGCCCUAUGACCAGCCAAUUACUGUUCCUGUUACGACUCCCGAGAAAGCAACCUGCCCAGCUGUUCCUGAGCCACAGAGGGAUGCAGAACCAGAGGGUGUGCUCGAUAUACGUACUCUUCGUGAAAAGAGUAAGAAUCUGGACCUGCCACUCAUAUCUGCAUUGUGCAAUGACCGCUCCUUGCUGGAACAGACAAAUGCUUUUGUAAUGCCGAGACAUCCCCGUCGCCGUCAGCCCUCAAGAUCUUCAGAGGGAACUACAGAAGUCCCAGCCAGUGUAGAGGUGCCAUCUUCAAAUGUAGGUAGUGGGAACGGCAGCAGGAAACUCUCAGGUGUAAGUGGUGGAACACUUCUAUCAGGACUUGGGACAAGCAAGCUCAAGUAUCCUGUGUCAGGGUUGUCCACAACACAGAUUUCAAAGCCCAGAAGGAAGGCAUCAUCAGGAACACAUGUUCACACUCAUCCCUGCUCUUCAGUGAGCACAGGUUCUGGUGCUAUAAAGAACGAGGGAAGGAAUGUGGGUCGCAGAGAUACCAUAAUGCCAUGACAAGAUGUGGACUUUUACUGUCAUUGGCAUCAAAAUAACAGAGGCACAGUGUGACUGAGAAAACAUUUACUCUGUUGUAACAUAUGAAAUAAUUAAUGUGUCUGUAGUUUUACUCAAAAAUGAACUAUUGUUUCAGAUGAGAAAAUUUUAUGUGAGUACUUUUGUGAGUUAAGUUGUACAUGCAGCAGGGAAAUGUAUGUGGAAUAUGUGGUAACUCAUCACAUAUAUAUUAAAAACAGGGUACUUUCUUUUUCUUUUCAUUUAUAGAAAUAUUGAUUUGUAGGAUGGUAGUAUAGAAGGAUUGCACCCAAUAGAUUCCUCCCCCCCCUUCCCCCCCGCACCGUAAUAGUGCUUGGCGGGGAUGGUGUGGAUGGUGGAGAUAGAAAGAACCAACAAAAGAGAAGCAAAAAUUUUAGGUUUAAGACAACUCUCCUCACCAGCCUAUCCUGUGAAAGCCUCAGCAACUGCUGCAUCCCACAUCCAUUUGAAGCUGCUACCCAGCAAGCAUUGGCCUCCCUCUACUAUGUUUACUCUCACACUCCCCUCCAUUACAGUAUUAACAUUACUGGAUGGCUGACAUCCUAUCAACCAAUCCCUCAUUUUAGUUAAGUUGUGCCAUAAAUUUUUUCUCUCCCCCCCCCCCCCCCCCCCCCCCCCCCCAGAUCAAUUGAGUGCCUCUUCAUUAGUUCUACAGUCUAUCUAUCUAAUUGCUGAUAGAAAGGACAAUCAACUAUCCCAGCUAUGAGAAGUCUAAGUUCCUUCCUUGAGUGUAAAGAGGGAUAGGUUGAUAAAGAUUAGAAAAGACUCUCAGACCCCAGGAGGAGAGGGACCCAUCUGUUGUUUAUACAUUUAUCCAAUUGUUGGAUAUAAGACUACUGAAAAACAGAUGAAUAUCUUCUAUCUCAUUGAAUAUUUGGUGCUUCAGACUAAAACACUAUGUGUCCCCAUUCAUGACCUGAGAAGAUAACAAACCAUGAGCAGAUGCUCACAUGUCACACACACACACACACACACACACACACAGGGCAACAGAGCAAAUUAUUAGACAUGUAUCAUAAUCUCUCACAACACCAUCAUAGUCUUGGCAAAACAUCAUCUUAGAUUGUUAUUGAUAGAACAUGGAGUAGCCGUGUUGGUUACUUAGUGGGAGAAAGAAAAGUAUUAUACAUCUUGGUCACUUUGCUCAACUGUCUUCUCUUAUCUUCUAAUAACCCAUUAUUUGAGAUCGUUGCUCAUGUUCUCAUCAGAACUGUUUCAUCAUUCUGUUAGAAUGAAUAAUAACUGCACUAUGCAAAGGUCCUUGGGAUCUGAAUUUUCUUGAAUCUUACAUUUUAGCAAAAUAUCCAAAGAUGUAUGUUAAAUUUGAUUGACUUGUGCCUUACUUCAUUUUUGGUCAGCUAACUGGAUUUUCUUUCCUCUCUCUUCCUCCUCCUCUUUAUCUCUAUCACCACUUCUCUCCUUUUUCUCAUUCAUUCUUUAUUUCUGUUUCCUUUUUUCCCUCCAUUCUAGGAUGUAACGAUUACAGUAUGGUGCAUUCUUGUUUCUGAAUAAACCAAUUCUAAUGGGAAACUUUCAUGAAAAGAUGGUGAUGGAAGCUGAAGAAAUGAAAAGCUUAUACCCUGAAAUAUAUUACUGUUUAGAAAGUUUUUUUUUAUGUUUUUAAAUCUAAGAUUUGUAUCCGUGAAGCAUUGCUCUAAGGAUUAGUAAAUAUUAGAAAAUGUAGGUGUUCUCCGAAAGUUUAUGUUGCCAUAAAUAUUCAGGUUAGAACACUAUAGGAAAGACAGAGUAUUUCUUAAUUUCUAACAAGAUUUAAGAAUUCCACAACAUUAUCCCUGCAGCAUUGUGAAAUGUACCUGCUAUUCCCUGUGUCUCUGUUACGUCACUAUCUGCAGCAAUGCAAAUACAGUUAGUGACAUAUUCACUUGAGGCUAUUACUGUUAAGUUUUAUUCCCUUACAGAUGUUUUUAUUACAGUUCAGUCUUAAAGCAAUUGCUUGGUGCUUAGCACAGUCUCUGAAAUCUUGGCCUUCACUUGUGUUCACAAUGAGGAUUAGAAGAUAUAGAAACUUUAAAUAAUUUACAUUUUACUGCUGUUGUGAUAUACAUGACGUUAGGGGCAAAUUGUAAUGGAUUUUCAAAAUGGUGGAUGAUUUAACAGUUUGUAUGUAUCCAUUAGUUUUUCUUGUUGGUGAACCUGAGUGGAUGCUAUCUGAACUUUGGUCAGAGACUGGGCAUAAGCCAACAGACAAAAAGUAUCUGUGACAGCAUUAUCAUAAUUUCUGUUAUACUUAUGCAUUUGAUACAUUUAUUAAUCAUUAAUGUGGUUGAAUGCAUUUACUGCACUAUAGAUAAGGAGAUUUAGCAUUUUGUUGCUGUAUAAAGCAAAUAGCUGCAAAAGUAUGAGAGUCUGGACUGGAGAGCUCUCCUCCACUCACAAUUCCAUCUGAAUUUACAACAGUAGCUGCAGAAAGGAAGAUGCACCCACUGAUUUACUGCCUACAUGCAAUGUUUAUAUGUACUGAAAUUUGAUUAAGUAUGGACUUGUGGCAUCAAUUCUUGUAGGAGUGAAAACUGUUACUUCAUCUGCAGGUGUAGUGUAAAAGCAGUGGGUGACUGCUCCUCCAUAGAAUAUUGUGUCAGUUUUUAAAGAAAAUAAGAUGUAAGUGACAUAAUGCUUGUCAUUUCGACUGCCAAGUAUUUAUGCACUGGAAUGGAACUUGUAUUGUAAUUGUAUCAUUGAACAGAGACAUUACCUCAUUCUAUGGAGGGUGUUUUGAGUGAUGAAAUUGAUUAUUAUGAAAGUCGAAUUAAAUGAAUCGUAACUGAAGAUUUAAAAUUAUAAAGCUUCUGUUGUAAGAAGCUUUUAUAUUAAUAAAUAGAUAUAAAUAACUGAAAUACAAAUAUAUUCUCCAAAUUACAGUGUUUUUGAGCUCAACAAUCCAUUCAAAACUUUUUACAAACUAUGGAUUAGCUUUCAGCCCAUAAAUUUGUGUUAUAACCCACCGACCGAGCCACUUAAACCUAAUUACCAUACAUCCACACAAGUAAUUUUUAAUUGCCGUGUCUUCCUAUGAAAUUAUAGACAAUUUGCAUGAUUUAUUUAGAUAACAUAGUUACCAAAAUAUGGAACCUUCUGAGUAGGAUUCAAUUUCCAGUUUCAAGAACACAUACUGAAUUUUGUGGGAAGUUCCAAACUGUGUACCAUAUGCUCACAGUUAACUUAAUUUGACAAGCUAAGAUACAAGAUUAUAGGAAGAGUUGGUGCUAUCUGCUAUUUAAGUUGGCUCUUCAUGUGUAAAGCUUGACAAAUACCCAUUGAAUUUCUUGAAUACCAGGGCAAUGCUACAUCAGAAGUGCUAGCAGUGUGGAAUUCAGAUAUAACUGAUCUAACUAUUAUAAUUUGAAAGGACGGAAAAAAAUACUAUGUUUCUGCUUCACCAUUCAACAUGUAUUUUAAAGCUUGUGUACAAAACUAAGUAGUUACCUUAGUGGAAAUGUACAUUUAUACUUGUGUUUGUUGUACUUGGAUUCUCAGUUUAAUCCAAACACCACAGAAAACCAAGUAGAACUUUUUAAACUAUUUUGCAUAGUACUGCACUAAAGCAUUACAGAAAUAUUAGUAUAAAAUCACUUAUGAAAUUACAUUGUUUGUCAAAAAAUAAAUGCAAGCAUUUCAUUCUCUGAUCUGGCAAUGGAUUAGGUACGGACACACCUAGGAAGAUAAGGAACAGUACGACAUUUGUUUAUAUUAUUUUCCAUACUGCUACACCUCUGCUACUUCAGAUAGUAAAUUAUUUGUAUAUCUUUACCAAUAACCAUUACUGAAUGGCAUUAUCACUUCCCUUUUUAACUCACUAACAAUUUAUUUGAAGCUUUGCAAGCUUCUGUUUCUCAGGGUGCCAUUUUAGUCUGUUUCCAUACAUUUCUUAAUUUAAUUACUGUAUGUACGUAUGUAAUUGUUCAAACAUAAUUGGUUUUCAUGGCCACAUUUCAUUGUAAAAAUGUCAAUUGCUCAACUUUUUGUCUUUAAUCAUCGUGUAUGUGAGCCUGCAUAA
This is a messenger RNA of Schistocerca nitens (vagrant locust), 7894 nucleotides long. RefSeq names its product protein expanded (gene ex). The record is from RefSeq and is a predicted model, not a curated record. NCBI's taxonomy places the organism in Eukaryota, Metazoa, Arthropoda, Insecta, Orthoptera, Acrididae. Bases 1 to 3840 code for a protein of 1279 amino acids. Gene Ontology annotation, cellular component: cytoskeleton; cytoplasmic side of apical plasma membrane. The transcript is spliced from 17 exons. Gene Ontology annotation, biological process: positive regulation of hippo signaling.